This is a messenger RNA of Ochotona princeps (American pika), 1547 nucleotides long. Its product is annotated as 5-hydroxytryptamine receptor 5B-like. Gene Ontology annotation, molecular function: G protein-coupled serotonin receptor activity. Lineage: Eukaryota; Metazoa; Chordata; Mammalia; Lagomorpha; Ochotonidae. Gene Ontology annotation, biological process: adenylate cyclase-activating adrenergic receptor signaling pathway. Bases 204 to 1304 code for a protein of 366 amino acids. The record is from RefSeq and is a predicted model, not a curated record. Gene Ontology annotation, cellular component: plasma membrane. The transcript has 2 exons.
GUUGCUAAGCGCUCAACCCUCCAAGCGCCACCUGUGUCGGGCCCGCGGAGCUGGUCGCAGGAGUCCCACUAGAGUUCCAGGCAAAAGUGUCAGAGGUCUGCCACAAAGAAAGCACCAGGGUAGGACCUACUGGACCUCUCGCCGCCCUGUGCACCUGCCGGGUCCAUACCAAGCUGGUGGUCCGGGUCCCCGUCCAGCUCGCCAUGGAAGCCGCUAGCCUACCGGCGGCCGUCUCCAGCGUCACGCUUCCCUCAGGCCCCGGGACCUGCAGCAGCAGCCCCAGCCCAAACGGAGCGGGCAGCUCGACCCCAGGUGGCGCGGUGCUUGCCAGCCGCGAGCCACCGCUCUCCGCGUUCGCUGUGCUGGUGGUGACGCUGCUGGUGCUGCUGAUCGUGGCCACUUUGCUGUGGAACCUGCUGGUGCUGGUCACCAUCCUGCGCGUCCGCUCCUUCCACCGCGUGCCGCACAACUUGGUGGCCUCGACGGCCGUGUCGGACGUGCUGGUGGCAGCCGUGGUGAUGCCGCUGAGCCUGGUGAGUGAGCUAACGGACGGGCGCCGGUGGCGAUUGGGCCGGAACCUGUGCCACACGUGGAUCUCCUUCGACGUGCUGUGCUGCACCGCCAGCAUCUGGAACGUGACGGCCAUCGCCCUGGACCGCUACUGGACCAUCACGCGACACCUGCAGUACACGCUGCGGGCCCGCCGUCGGGCCUCGGCGCUCAUGAUCGCACUCACCUGGGCGCUGUCCGCGCUCAUCUCGCUGGCGCCGCUGCUCUUCGGCUGGGGCGAGGCGUACGACGCUCGGCUCCAGCGCUGCCAGGUGAGCCAGGAACCCUCCUACGCCGUCUUCUCUACCUGCGGCGCCUUCUAUUUGCCUCUCGGCGUGGUGUUAUUUGUGUACUGGAAGAUCUACAAGGCGGCAAAGUUGCGCUUCAGCCGCCGCCUUCGCCGUGGAACGGUGCUGCCGCUGCCGGCCACCACACAGGUGAAGGGAGUGCCCCGGGAGGCCGAGGAGGUGUCAGCAUCCCGGCACUGCCAAGCCAGGGCCUCGUGGCGGGAGCAGAAGGAGCAGCGGGCAGCGGUGAUGGUGGGGAUUCUGAUUGGCGUGUUUGUGCUGUGCUGGACUCCCUUCUUUGUGGCGGAGCUCAUCAGUCCCUUCUGUGCCUGCAGCCUCCCGCCCACCUGGAAAAGCGUGUUUCUGUGGCUCGGCUACUCCAACUCUUUCUUCAACCCUCUGAUUUACACGGCUUUUAACAAGAACUACAACGAUGCCUUCAAGAACUUCUUUACCAAGCAGGAGUAAACGCAGGGGCUGGAGAGACAAACUGGAUGGGUGGGGGUAUGGUUAGGAGGAGGCAGGGAACUUGAAUGUCUAUUGUUCCUUAGCGUCCCUCCAUUGCUGUCAAAAGAUGUUUUGAAGCCAGGCCAUUGGGCCUGAACUUGGACAGCAGUGGUGUCCUGACUCUCGAGAAAGACAGCAACUGUGCGGGUGGCUUGCAAACAACUCUUUUCCCCAUAUUCAUGCAGACACUGUGAAACGUUCACG